AUGGCUUUUAAAGCCAUAGUUGCGCUUGCGUGCGCGCUGGCGAUCAUGGGCACAAAUAAAGUUGAUGCUGUCAAUGCUUUGCCGGAGCCUGAAGCAUUAAUCCAACCAUCCCCAUCGGAUCUUCCGACGGUGACCGUGAGGGGUUUCCUCAAUUUCCGUACGACAGUGGAUGGCACUGUUAUUGUAUUCACUCCUUCAUCAGAAACCCCGCAGCAGCCCGCAAACGAAGCCCUUGCUCCGACCAAGGCUGCCAAGGUGGAAUUCGGUCCGGAGUCGACCGUUCUCAAAUCCGGGACUCCGAAAGAUUCGUCGCUGGACAAAUCGCAAGAUUUCCAGGACCUGUCCCAAGCCAACAAGGUUUUCGGAUUCGAAAUCGAGCCGGAUGAUGUCGAGGAGAGCAUUCCGCCAAGAAUUAACCCAUCGUCGACGAAGUCUUGGUCCCCGUCCAGCUCAUCUCGUUCGGCGAUUUUCCCGGUAAAAGCAUCGAGUUCCUCGUCGAUCGCUAAGGCAGCCACUGCGAAAGGCAACUCAGCAAAGUGGAGCCCGAAGUCCUCGCCGAAAUCAGCUUCCAAAGCUUCAGCAUCCGCGUCCACCAAGUCAUUCGGCAAAAUCGUCACGCAGACAAAUGCACCAGUGACUAGAAUCGUAGAAAACACCGCCAACAGCGCUGCUUAUCCCACCGGCCUGGUGACCGUGCUCGGAGGCACUAUGGUAUCCCAUGGAGCCACGACAAUCCAUGAAACGAAAGUUAUCGGUACCUAUAUCCAGGGCAAGUACGCCCAAAUCCUCGAGUCCACGUCGAAAAUAAUCCAGCCAACGCCGAAAGCGCGCAACGUGGCGCCAUCGCCUACCUACAUCGCCCCUGGACAGACAGCGUCAACUUCGCCGAAUCUUCAGGUCAUUGAGAGGCGGCUAGACGAUGACAGCAUGGAGAAAUUCCUCCAGUCUUCUUUCAAGAGCGCAACAGAUUUCAGACCACAGGCAAAACAGACUGCCAGACUCGAGCCCAAGUUUACCGAAACAGUCGAAGAUGAUAACAAGAUUCAGAAUAGCAAACGACAGGGCGCUAGGAGUCAGUCCUCGACGGCCCGACUUCGGUACACCCCUCUCCAGAAGAGCCAUUCGGUUCGCCUGAAUCGCUUCAAGGUUCGACUUACUUCUCGUUACGAAGACCAAACUGCUCUGCCCUCAGAGGUCGAGCAGCUGAAUGCUUUCGACUCGCACGUCAAAGCUUUGGACCUUGAUGAUCCCUUGCUGAACAUCGACCCGGCUCGGAUAACAUGGAUCCCCACGACAAUAACCUCUCUCGUCACUCUUCGAGCCGGUCAUCGCAAGUCCGUAAUUCGAACCCUCACCAUCAAGACCUCGAUUCCCACGACGAUCGAAGCCAGUGAAGUGCUUUCAAACGGAAUCAGUGAUAAUGGAAUCGAGCCCACGCCAUCACUUGUGCAGUCCCGCACCUACUCGACUGAACAACACACCUGGAGAACAUCAUUGGUUCCCGCGUCCCAUGACGGACAGACAUCGAUGCAAACCAUCACGGAAUCGUUCGUCAUCAGGAAGUUUGUCACGGCCUACAGAACGAUGCCGACCGGGGAGACGAGCGAAGAAGCAGCUAAUGAAACUCUGAGCACUCUCGACGACAGCGAGGACGCCGACGCUUACAUCAAGAACCUGUUAGCCGGAGGAAUCAAUGCCACCGCCACUACAAAGAACGAAGUAGCUCAAGCUUCCAUGAACAUUCUGAAUGAGCUCCAAAACGCUCUUCAAAAGAACCCAUUGGCGGCUCUCCUGCUCGGCCUCACCUCUCAACUUCAGCCGUCUCUACAAACCGUUACCAAAUCGAGCACCUACUUGACGACGGACACGUUGUACAAUACCAAGGUUGUGAGCUUCUACGACGGUCGACGCACUCGUUCGAAAACACUCAGGGACUCAAUUGGCACAACCGAACGCACGCUCACCUCGUACUCGACCGAAGUUAUUACGGUUUCCCCAACACAACAAUUCCCCUUUCCGUUCCUGCUGCAACCAACUCCUACUCCUAGUUAUUCGACGGUCACCUCUCUUCUGACGACGGUGACAACAGGCACGAGUUAUUCGUCGAAGAUAUUUACGCUAAUCUACAACGCGUUUUCCACCCGAUACCGAACCGUCACGUCGAGUUCCACCUACCCCACAACCUUGGUGGUGACGUCAUCGUCAUCGUUCCUCGUGCAGCCUACCAUGUACCCUGGAUAUCCUCCCCAGCAUGGAUACCCUCCCCAGCCUGGAUAUCCUCCCCAGUAUCCAGCACAACAGCCAGCGCCCGCACCCCCAGCUCCUGUCACCCAAACGGUUCCGGCGGCUCCGGUGGUGCAGGUAGCGCCUUCGCCGCCACCAGCCCCCGCUCCAGCGGCACCGGAAGUGAAACCGUCUUCCGUUGUUCCCGUCUCAACGAAUUCCGAAGCGCCCGAGUCGAGACCCGAAGGCGCUGCGUCGGACGAAAGUGAGGUCGAAUCGGAUAGUCCUGCAGCUCCCAGUCCCGUCGAUGUCGGUUUCGAAGUUGAGGAGCCAAGCGAGUAG
Galendromus occidentalis (western predatory mite) is the source of this 2565-nucleotide messenger RNA. RefSeq names its product flocculation protein FLO11-like. The transcript is spliced from 11 exons. The coding region runs from base 1 to 2565 and encodes 854 amino acids. The record is from RefSeq and is a predicted model, not a curated record. NCBI's taxonomy places the organism in Eukaryota, Metazoa, Arthropoda, Arachnida, Mesostigmata, Phytoseiidae.